AUGAUCAUCGCGGGGGACUCCGCAGGCGGCAACCUGGCGGCCGCUCUGCUCCUGCUCCUGCGUACCGCGCAGCCGCAUCCCCAGGUCCCGCCGCUGGACCAGCUGCGGCGCGGCAUCUGGGGAUCGUGGCGGGGGAGUAUGAUGCUGGAGCUCGAGUUGGUGUACGAGGGUUCGAGCUGA
Messenger RNA from Aspergillus clavatus NRRL 1, 180 nucleotides. RefSeq lists its product as uncharacterized. NCBI's taxonomy places the organism in Eukaryota, Fungi, Ascomycota, Eurotiomycetes, Eurotiales, Aspergillaceae. The coding region runs from base 1 to 180 and encodes 59 amino acids. The transcript has 2 exons. The record is from RefSeq and is a predicted model, not a curated record.